Molecule: messenger RNA, 1572 nt
Organism: Danaus chrysippus (African queen)
Lineage: Eukaryota; Metazoa; Arthropoda; Insecta; Lepidoptera; Nymphalidae
Source: the annotation of a GenBank genome assembly
AUGGUGGGUAGACCAAGGUCUCCAUGUGAGGCGUUGCUGCCUCGGUUCUACGCGGGCAGAGACAUCUUCAUUACUGGAGCGACGGGAUUCAUGGGAAAGGUUCUGAUAGAGAGACUGCUAUCUACUUGUCCCGAUGUUGGUAAACUACACCUUCUACUGAGACAAAAAAAGGGUGUAGCUCCUGAAAAAAGAUUACAGCAAUUGAAAAGUUCACAGGUCUUCGAUCUCAUACGUCAGAAUAACCCUCGUCAAUUGGAUAAAUUGUGCAUGAUACCUGGUGAUGUCUCCCAACCUGGACUCGCUAUAGAUGCAGAGCAUCUCAAGAACUUGCAGGAUGUGUCCAUAGUAUUUCAUUCAGCUGCAACCCUCAAAUUCGACGAAGCUCUUCCAAACGCUGUCGACCAAAACGUUCUGUCAGUAACCAGACUCAUGGACAUUUGUGACACUCUUCCCAAUUUACAGGCCCUGGUCCAUGUAUCGACGGCGUACAGUAACUCGGAGUUGAAUUGUGUUGAGGAGAAGGUGUAUACACCACCAGCGGACUUGGGUCGUCUUCUGGCACUGGUUGAAGCUGUUCCCAAGCCACUACUUGCUAACAUUACACCCGAAUACAUAAAACCUAAACCCAACACCUACACCUUCACCAAGGCUAUGGCGGAGGAAGCGGUCCGAUGUCGUACUCAGAAGUAUCCCGUGGCUAUAUUCAGACCUACCAUCGUAAUUUCGUCUCUCCGUCAUCCAUUUCCUGGAUGGAUUGAGAACUUAAACGGUCCAAGCGGUGUGAUCGCUGCCGCUGGUAAGGGUCUGCUUCACGUGUUCGUAAGACGGCCUGACGCUCGAGCUGACCUGCUACCAGUGGACAUCGCUAUUGAUACACUACUAGCCGUGGCCUGGGAGACUGCUGUUGAUAGACUGCCGUCGGUCCGUGUGUAUAACUGCAGCACAAACAGCAAUCCCACGACAUGGAGGCAGUUCGAGAUGGCUCUCAAGAAGCACCUCCUCAAUUACCCCCUGGACGCCUGCUUGUGGUACCCGUGCGGCUCCGGGGUGCAGAACAGAUACGCGCACAAAGCACUCGAGUUCCUGCUGCAGACUAUACCUUUACAUAUAGCAGAAUACAUCAUAAGGGGACUCGGGAUUAAAAUGAAACUAAGCCUGAUAACAGCGGAACAGAAGAUGCGCGCCAUGAACGAGGUGCUGGCGUUCUUCGCGCUCAGGGAGUGGAAGUUCAAUACGGACAACGUGGACAGGCUGCGGGCGAGGCUGACACCCGCUGACGCCGCCAUAUACAACCUGGACCCCAACACCAUCAAUUGGGAUGAACAAUACUUCAACUUCAUAAGAGGAACCCGGAAGUAUCUGUUGAAGGAGAAAGAUGAGAAUUUAGAUGAAGCCCGCAAACAUAUGAACAGGAUGUACUUCCUCCACAAGGGCGUGAUCUUCUUCAUCUUGAUGCUAGUGUUCAGGCUGGUCUUACAGAACAAGAGCGUCAGAGAAGUAGUCUAUGGAACUUUAAGAUUAUUGCUGUCCCUCUCAUUCGCUGCUUAUAAGAACGUGACAGAGAGUGUCUGA